AAAAUCGCGGCUGACCGUGCGCUGGCACGCCCCAUCUUUGGACUGUAAUAACCGUGCAGCAGCAGUGCUGGUAAUCGGGUUUUCAGCUCCCGGGAGUGUCCAUGAACGGCUCCAUGGCCGCGUCCUCUCACCGGAUAACGCUGGGCCCGCUGGUUGCUGCCAUCGACCAGGGAACAAGCUCCACUCGGUUUCUGGUGUUUAAUUCAAAAACAGCAGAGCUCCUCAGCCAUCAUCAAGUGGAAAUCAAACAGAGCUUCCCUAAGGAAGGAUGGGUGGAGGAAGAUCCCAAAGAAAUCCUGCAGUCGGUGUAUGAGUGCAUGGAGCGCACAUGUGAAAAACUCAUGCAGCUCAACAUCGACAUUUCAAACAUUAAAGCUAUUGGAGUGACCAACCAAAGAGAGACUACGCUGGUAUGGGACAAGGAGACCGGGGAGCCCCUCUACAACGCCAUCGUGUGGCUGGACCUGCGAACUCAGUCAACGGUUGAGCGUCUUAUUAACAGAACUCCUGGAAGGAAUAAGAACCAUUUACGGCAUAAAACCGGUCUCCCGAUCAGCACCUACUUCAGCGCCGUAAAGCUUCGCUGGCUGAUGGACAAUGUGGACGAGGUCCGCGACGCCGUUGUGUCUCACCGGGCCAUGUUCGGCACCGUGGAUUCCUGGCUCAUUUGGUGUUUGACGGGCGGUAAAUCAGGAGGAGUCCAUUGCACAGACGUGACCAAUGCCAGCAGAACCAUGCUGUUUAAUAUUCACACAAUGGACUGGGAUCCAGAACUUUGCAAAUAUUUUGGCAUUCCAAUGGAGAUCCUGCCCAGAGUGAGGAGCUCCUCAGAAAUAUAUGGUCUGAUGAAAAUAAGUUCUUGCUGGAAAUCUGGGGCCUUGUCAGGUAUUCCCAUCUCAGGGUGCCUCGGGGAUCAGUCAGCAGCUCUAGUCGGCCAGAUGUGUUUUCAAGACGGACAAGCCAAAAACACGUAUGGAACAGGCUGCUUUCUCUUGCGAAACACUGGAGCAAAGCCCGUUAUGUCCGAUCAUGGUCUCCUGACGACCGUUGCUUACAAACUGGGUCGGGACAAACCUGCCUGCUACGCACUGGAGGGAUCUGUGGCCAUUGCUGGAGCUGUGGUUCGCUGGCUACAGGACAACCUUGGAAUCAUCGGCUCCUCCGAAGAGCUCGAGAAGUUGGCUGCAUCGGUUGGCACGUCCUACGGUUGCUAUUUUGUUCCUGCAUUUUCCGGUCUCUAUGCUCCGUACUGGGAGCCCAGUGCAAGAGGGAUCAUUUGCGGAUUAACUCAGUUUACUAAUAAGAGCCACUUGGCAUUUGCUGCGCUGGAAGCCGUCUGUUUCCAGACACGAGAGAUACUGGACGCCAUGAAUCAGGACAGCGGCAUCCCUCUAACUCAGCUGCAGGUGGACGGAGGAAUGACGUCCAACAAGCUGCUGAUGCAGCUGCAGGCUGACAUUCUCUGCAUCCCCGUCGUGAAGCCAUCCAUGCCAGAGACCACGGCUCUCGGAGCAGCGAUGGCGGCUGGAGCGGCAGAGGGGGUGAGUGUGUGGAGCCUGAACCCAGAGGACCUGAGCGAAGUUACUUCAGAGAAGUUCGACCCUCAGAUCAACCCUGAAGAGAGCGAGUUUCGGUAUGCGAGGUGGAAAAAAGCGGUGGAGAAAUCCAAGAACUGGGAGACGACACAGCCUGUUGUUAAUGGAAACGGUGAACCCAGUAUUUUUAGCAGUGUCCCUCUGGGGUUUUACAUCAUUGGCAGCAUGUUGAUGCUGAUUGGCGCAAAAUACAUCACAGGUCCCGACUAGUUGUCAGAGUCUCGAGGAGGUGAGGCGGAGCGUAAAAGGAAACCAAACGCACCCGACCACCGCCUGCAUUCUUGUGGCACUCUUUGCUCUGAAGCCAUUCCAGAAGAAUGAGGAAUCCAGAAAUUUUUUAGUUUACUUUGUACAUCUGUAGCGGACAUUUGCAUGCAGAAGACUAAUUUGUUUUUGUUUUUUUCCAUAGAGUGUAGAAGUUCAUUUUUACCUUAUUUAUGUAGAGGCUAACUACAGCUAAUGCUAUUGAAGUAUAAUUUGCAUUAUGUGUCAUGGAACUCUUCAUCUGGACUUGUAUGUUUUGUUGUUCAGGAACCUCAUAAAUGAGCCUCCAGAGCUUCUUUUAGAGCACUUUAAAGGAUUGCUUUAGUCUUGGACAUGCAAUGUGUUAACACGCUUAGAUGAAGUUGGGACAAUGGCAGCAAAAGGGAAGGAAAAUGGCUUUUUAGUCAAGAAAAAGCUCUGUGUGCUUGAAUUUUCUGUAUCGUGUACGACACAGACCUUAUGGAAAACGGGCAGUAAGACUGUCAAAUACUGACACCAAAAAAACAUGUCAAAUAAACCCCCAAGAAAGUAAAAAAUUAAUUCUUUAGAAAGCCUUUUCUCUUGAAAUAUAUGAAAUGUUGCAAAAACAAGCUACUUGCCCACACGUCUGAAAUGAAUCUCUAAAGCAGCUCAAUGGUGGUUGGAAAAAAUUCAUUUAUUCAAUCAUUUGAAUACAAAGCUACGCUAAAGAAGAUAUUUUAGUGCUACACUUGUACAAGCUGGAUUCAGUACCAACUUCCUCUUUGGUUCAGGUUUGAGGAGUAAAUAUGUUGCCCUUCCUGUUAGUCGUCUGUACAAAUCUGCAGCAACAUGAAUGGCCAGUGUUUCUGUUUGGCGUCAGAACAAAGUCUCUUUUUGUGUGUAUUAAAGUCAUGCUUUUGUAAAUUCAUGCUGUAAUUUAUUAAAACUAAAGUUCUUUUAAAGCA
This is a messenger RNA of Girardinichthys multiradiatus, 2785 nucleotides long. RefSeq names its product glycerol kinase (gene gk). Gene Ontology annotation, molecular function: glycerol kinase activity. Gene Ontology annotation, cellular component: mitochondrion. Bases 102 to 1805 code for a protein of 567 amino acids. The record is from RefSeq and is a predicted model, not a curated record. Lineage: Eukaryota; Metazoa; Chordata; Actinopteri; Cyprinodontiformes; Goodeidae. The transcript has 21 exons. Gene Ontology annotation, biological process: glycerol metabolic process; glycerol-3-phosphate biosynthetic process; triglyceride metabolic process.